AUGAGUCUGGGGGAGAUGGUGGAAAGUCCCAACUUCCGCCUCUACGACGCCAUGUCCGCCAUUGAGAUCAUGGACCCGAAGAUGGACACGGGCUACAAAAGCCAAGAGGACAUGACGCUCGAGAAGGCCGAGGAGCUGGGCCUGGUCUCUGACCAAGUUGAGCCCCAACUCCUGGUGGGCCUCAUGGACCAGCUUUUGAUGUACUACUUGCUGUGGCUUGAUGGCCACACGAUUGUGCAGACCUGCUUCUCAUGCCUCUAUCUCCAAGAUGCCCCAAGGUUGCUGAAGCCACUCCCGGCUUUGGGCAGCUUCGUCGAUGCCCUGCUUAUUGCGUGCCAGCAUGCGAAAGUUUGGGAUGAUGAGGACUUCAUGCCCACCAUGUUCAAUGUGGACUUCCAGGCGUCCAGCGUCUUCAGCAAUGAUUCCGCCAAGGUCAAUGAGAAAAUCAAGGCCGAGCGCGAGAAACAGGAUGCAGCCACUGCGUGUAGGUUCAUUGGCAGAUACAUGUCAGCACUGGUGGCGCUGGCGAAACCCAAGCCUUCGACGUUGUCAAGUGCCAAGGGGCUCCUCGCCAAGUGCACACAGCUCUUGCAGAAGAAGAUGCAAGACUCGGCUCAGCCGCCCAGCGAUGCUGUGAAGAAGCGUUUCGAUGCCUCCAUGAACAGAAAGCUGCUGGUGCCAGGUCCUCCUCGGCAGGUGACGCCCAUCGAGGACCCAAAAGUGGUCUUCAGCAUGUGGGCGAAGCACAUUCAUGAGCUGAGUGUCUCCUGCACCUUGCUGUCCAAGCCCUUGGGCGACCUUCUUGAUGGCGUCAUCAAGGAGGAGAAGUCUAAUGUUCUCAGUCGUUCCGUGGCGCAGCUCGUCGUCUCGGAAUCGGGUUUUGUAAGAGAGCUCAUGCAAGAGUCUCUAGAAGUCCAUCUGUUUCCAGCAGAAGCUGCGCAGCAUUGCAAGAAGCAAGCGGAACCUUUCCUCCAGCGCUGCGAGUCCAUGUUCCUGCACAUGCUGAAGCUGACGCAUCUGAAUCGCGCCCGGCGCUUUCGUAGGUUGGCUCAUGUCUUUCCAGAUUUCAAUGAGCUGCAGCACGACGCCUAUCGCCUGGACGACACAUUGAAAGCGACCUUCGGUGCAAACUUGAAAUACUCAAGGCCCACCUGGGGGUUCAUCAUGGAUCAUGCUUUGCAGGCAAUGAUCACCAAGUUGUUGAUUGGCUUUCAGCUGGACAUCUACGAAGAAGCGGAGCUGCACAUGAUCUAUUGGUACGUAGACUAUCUGUGUGGCCUCCGGAUCUACUAUCUCAAUGAGAUCUUCUUUGCAAAAGAGAACGCUGGAGCCAAGAAGAAAGCGGUCAGACCCAAGGACGCGUCAGGUAAGGGCAAUAGACCCAAGAAUCCACCCUUCAGCCUUCUGCUGCUGGAGGCCAUACAAUCCAUGGUGCGCGGCCUGUUUCGGUUGCUGGCCUAUUGCUUGGCUGAAGACCUCUUGCUGAGUCCACAGUCGGUGCGUGCGGGUCUUGCGCAACGCUUCGUGUUGAGGUUCCGGUGCUUGGAGACGUUUCGCCUCCCGCACCUACCGUCCUACCAUGACUUUGACCAAUCUGCUGUGCUGGCAGAGGAUCCAGCUGAGCGGCGGAGUGUUCUCUCAGCGGCUCAGUCAUCCUUCCAUGAAGCAUCACAACUGCUAGAGAAGGUUCAAGCAGCAUUGAAAGAGGAUGGAGCUGAGAGGGGCGAUGACUUGCCAAAAGCACUACGCAGGGUGGUGGUUGCCAACCAGCUGGGGAUCACACAGCUGAACCGCUUAGAGCACAGCGAGCUGAGCAGCAAGAAGGUGGUUGCGGAGGCUGUGCACCACCCACACUUCGUGUCCAUUCAGGUCUUGGACAAGAAAAAGGAGGCGUCAAAUGGUUCGUAA
Molecule: messenger RNA, 1908 nt
Organism: Symbiodinium natans
Lineage: Eukaryota; Dinophyceae; Suessiales; Symbiodiniaceae
Source: the annotation of a GenBank genome assembly